CGAGGCCCCGCCCCGCUGCCCGCACUGCGCCGGGCGGCGCUGCCCGCAGGUGGGGGCCGCGUUCCGCGCGUCGUCCCCCGCGUGGGUGCGCGGCGGCGGGGCCGGGGGCUUUGCGGAGCAUGAAGGUGAAGGUGAUCUCGGUGCUGGAGGACAACUACAUGUACCUGGUGAUCGACGAGAGCACCCGGGACGCGGUCGCGGUGGACGCCGCCGUCCCCAAGCGGCUGCUGGAGAUCGUCCGCAAGGAGGAUGCUGUGCUCCGCGCCGUCCUCAGCACCCACCACCACUGGGACCACGCGCGGGGCAACGAGGAGCUGGUCAGGCUGUGCCCGGGGCUGCGGGUGUACGGUGCGGACGAGCGCAUCGGGGCCUUAACGCACCGCGUGGCCCCCGACGAGGAGCUGACGUUCGGAGCCAUCCGCGUGCGGUGCCUCUUCACCCCGUGCCACACUUCGGGCCACAUGUGCUACUUCAUGUGGGAGGACGGCUCCCCGGAUGCGCCGGCGCUGUUCUCAGGUGACACGCUGUUCGUGGGGGGCUGCGGGCGGUUCCUGGAGGGGACAGCGGAGCAGAUGUACGCCAACUUCACCCAGGUGCUGGGGGCUCUGCCCAAGGAGACGAAGGUGUUCUGUGGCCACGAGUGCACGGUCCGGAACCUGAAGUUUGCCCUCAAAGUGGAACCAGAGAACGAAGCGGUGAAGAAGAAACUGGCUUGGGCCAAACAGCGGGACGAUGAGGAUCUGCCCACGGUGCCCUCCACGCUGCAGGAGGAGUUCCUCUACAACCCCUUCCUCAGGGUCACGGAGGAGGCUGUGCAGAAGUUCACAGGCAGGAAGGAGCCACUGGAAGUGCUGCGGGCUCUACGCACCGAGAAGGACAACUUCAAGAAGCCCAAGGAGCGGCCCCAUCCCCAGGCCAUGCUCGCUUUCGACUGGGGGCUCUUCGCCCCCUUCCUGGAGAAGAAGUGAGGCUGCACCGCCCCGCCACGCAGGGGCCCUCGGAGCGGAGGCACCCACUGGGCCCUGCUGCCCAAAACCCACAGCGCUGCACGGAGCUCUGCACACGGAUGGCCCCAGUCAGGUGUCCCCGAGCCUCAGGGACGGGGCAGGGACCCAGGGACUGCACCACUCCGCGUCCGUUACAUUUCUCUUUCCCAAGGUAGAGCACAGGAAGGCUGUUGCAUGAAGCGUUCACGUUGCCGUGUCUCUGGGAUAGCAGCUCCCACGCGCUGCAGCUUGCAGUGUGUGCAAAAUCAGCACCGUUGCGCAAAACCGAUAUUGCGUUUUUUAAUUUUUUUUUUUUUUUAAUUUAAAGUCUGAGAAAAGCGUGGAGCUUUUUGCUGGGGUGUUGCACUACGAAACGGAGCGGUGCCGCUUUCUCUUUGAGGGCAGGCAGGCAGGGCGUGCUGCUGGCUCUGUGCGUGGCUGCGGGGCAGCCCGUAGCUCUGCCUUCCUUUACCUCAGCUGUGCAAAGUGCCGUGACGCACGGGGCGGCGUCGCUGAGCUCAGGCUGAAAUGCAAACAGUGGAGAAAAUGGAGGAGACGGGCCCCGAAUCCCGCACACCGUGCGGUGGCUUUUUGGACUGUGCUGAUACAAAGCUGCUGACACUGGAAUAGAACCGACUUCAGAAUCUUCCGUGCAUGGACUGUGAAUAGCAUCCAUUAGCACCGAACCUGGUUUGUGGCAUUUCUUCCCUUGCUAGAAACUUGACUGAGGUUUGCUUUCUCUGCAUUUUUUUUUUUUUUUUUAACGUUACGUUGUUAAAAUCUACUCUUCCCUCCAGGAGGGGGAGGAUCAGUCCUGCUGCACAAGCUGCCUCAGUGCUGUUGCCUCAGAGAUGCUCUCAGGGUGCAGCUGCAGGCGAUGCCAACAGGCCGCUGUCACUGGGCACUGCCCGGUGCUUUGCUGCGAGCAGGGAUGCACUGGGGUGCCUGGGCAGGGAUCCUGGCCUGGCUCUGGGCUUGCUCACGUUGGCAGCACCUGUGCGCAGCUCAAAGGUGAAAUCUGAGCUAUUCUUGAUCCCGUGGUGAGAACGAAUACCUGGGAGAGCUGCACCGGGUGCAUUUGGUAACCUGGGCACUGGAGAAGGCACAGUGAAUGUGGGUCCUUGGUGGUUUAACCUGCAGCUCAUCCAGCUGUACUGAAUGGUGCACUUCUGGCUGGACGUGCAUGUUCUCAGCAGAAACAGAAUGUGUUUCUUUUGCACUGAUGUACAAAGUUUAUGGACUCAGCACUUCAGCGUACUGGACUUAGUUUGCAUUGGCACUGGCCUCUCUCUCUCUUGCUGUAGACAGAAAUGUUAUGGUUUAGCAUAGCACUGUGUGUUACAGAACUACACAUGGAAAAGAGCAUUGAGCGCAACCACUGCUGGUAAAAUGAGCAGGGAAGGGACGGGGGAGCAGAGGGAGGUUGUUGCCUUAUCAACACUGUGAAUCCACUAAUUGAUCAGCAGCGCCUGAAACAUGUAAAGCCUUUAAUUAAAACCACUGCAAUUGUCUUUUA
This is a messenger RNA of Numida meleagris (helmeted guineafowl), 2502 nucleotides long. Its product is annotated as hydroxyacylglutathione hydrolase-like protein. Gene Ontology annotation, molecular function: hydroxyacylglutathione hydrolase activity. The record is from RefSeq and is a predicted model, not a curated record. Lineage: Eukaryota; Metazoa; Chordata; Aves; Galliformes; Numididae. The transcript has 8 exons. Bases 120 to 968 code for a protein of 282 amino acids.